Suillus clintonianus is the source of this 696-nucleotide messenger RNA. RefSeq lists its product as uncharacterized. The transcript is spliced from 2 exons. NCBI's taxonomy places the organism in Eukaryota, Fungi, Basidiomycota, Agaricomycetes, Boletales, Suillaceae. The coding region runs from base 1 to 696 and encodes 231 amino acids. The record is from RefSeq and is a predicted model, not a curated record.
AUGCAUCGUCGUACUAUCCAGAAAGCUUCUUCCAAUCGCGAAGCUGAACGGGGACGAGUUCUUGAGCGCAUGGUGGCACAACGUCGUGUGCCAUCGUGUCCUCUGGGAAAGCGGUGUAUGUCACAGCGAGUCAGCGACGUUAACCCUAGCAAUCUCGUGGUAUACCGGACCCCGGAUGAUAGAGUGAUUGGCAUCUUCAACGAUUUCGACUUAUCAUCGAUUCAAGAUAUUCCCUCAUGCCAGGAGCGCACAGGGACAGUACCUUUCAUGGCGCUUGACCUUCUCAUGGAGCAAGUCGUUGAAGGCAAGGUCAAGCACCUUUACCGGCACGACGCUGAGUCAUUCAUAUGGGUCCUGACCUGGGUCUGUCUUUGUUAUGAAUGCAGCGUGUUCAUCGGCAAGGGCACACCGCUCGAUGACUGGCUGAAAGUGGAUGCGAUUGGGUGCCACCAGAACAAAAGUAGCUUUUUAAACUUGGUUCGCGGAGUCAUAAAACCCUCGGAUUCACACCAUAAAAACUGGGAUUUGGCGCAAUCUUACCUUGAUACUAUCGGCUCUUGGUACGGGAUGCGGGCUAGUAGAAGACCCAUGGCGGAGGACCACAUUGUAUUUCAGACAUGGCUGGAGGACAAGAUAAUCGAAUCACAGAGACUGUCGCGGGAGCUCCUAGAUGUCCGCGUGGAACCUAUAUCAUAA